Molecule: messenger RNA, 1143 nt
Organism: Arabis nemorensis
Lineage: Eukaryota; Viridiplantae; Streptophyta; Magnoliopsida; Brassicales; Brassicaceae
Source: the annotation of a GenBank genome assembly
AUGGCUGACGAUAAGGAGAUGCCUGCUGCUGUAGUUGAUGGUCAUGAUCAAGUCACUGGUCACAUAAUCUCCACCACAAUCGGUGGAAAAAACGGAGAACCAAAACAGACAAUUAGUUAUAUGGCGGAGCGAGUUGUUGGUACGGGCUCGUUCGGUAUAGUUUUCCAGGCGAAAUGUUUGGAGACCGGUGAAACCGUGGCGAUUAAGAAGGUUUUGCAAGAUAGGAGAUACAAGAACCGUGAACUUCAGUUGAUGCGUGUGAUGGAUCAUCCGAAUGUGGUUUGUUUGAAGCAUUGCUUCUUUUCAACUACAAGUAAAGACGAGCUUUUCCUUAAUUUGGUUAUGGAGUAUGUCCCUGAGAGCUUGUAUCGAGUUCUGAAACAUUAUAGCACUGCAAACCAAAGAAUGCCGCUUGUCUACGUUAAACUCUAUAUGUAUCAGAUCUUUCGAGGACUUGCUUACAUUCACAAUGUUGCUGGUGUGUGUCACAGAGAUCUAAAGCCCCAAAAUCUUCUGGUUGAUCCUCUUACUCAUCAAGUCAAGAUCUGCGACUUUGGCAGUGCGAAACAGCUCGUAAGAGGCGAAGCCAACAUUUCUUACAUAUGUUCACGAUUCUACCGUGCACCCGAACUCAUAUUUGGUGCCACAGAGUACACAACUUCAAUUGAUAUCUGGUCUGCUGGUUGUGUCCUUGCUGAGCUUCUUCUUGGCCAGCCCCUAUUUCCUGGAGAAAAUGCGGUGGAUCAGCUCGUUGAAAUCAUCAAAGUUCUUGGUACACCAACUCGAGAAGAAAUCCGUUGUAUGAAUCCACAUUACACGGACUUUAGGUUUCCGCAGAUUAAGGCACAUCCUUGGCACAAGAUUUUCCACAAAAGGAUGCCUCCGGAAGCGAUUGAUUUUGCAUCAAGGCUUCUUCAAUACUCUCCAAGUCUUAGAUGCACAGCGCUCGAAGCUUGUGCACAUCCGUUCUUUGAUGAACUCAGAGAACCAAACGCCCGUCUACCAAACGGCCGACCUUUCCCACCUCUCUUCAACUUCAAACAAGAAGUAGCUGGAGCAUCACCAGAACUGGUGAACAAGUUGAUACCAGACCAUAUCAAGAGACAAUUGGGUCUAAGUUUCUUGAAUCAAUCUGGAACAUAA